UGACAUUGAGGAAUCAGAAGACAUUUUGCUCUUAUUACCAUUGCCACCACUUGGAUAGACGGAGGAAGAGACAGAGCAAUUUUCAAACUAAAAUUCUGGGACGAGUUUGAAAAAGUGGAAAAUAAAUAAAUAACAUGAACACCUGGCAAACGGAAAACGCCGUCUUCGACAUCCUGCAAUGUUUGAUUAGCUUUCCGCAAAGACGAGAAUUCAAAUGAAUCAGACAAAAAUCCAAGAAAGUAAUUCACAAGAUUCUAUCCGAUCCAUUUCAACACUGGAAAAAUUUCUCCAUCUCUUCAAAUCCGUUUCUACCUAGGGUUUAUUACAGAAUGUGUGGGAUCCAGACUUAAGAUUCCUAAGGCAUUUUCCGAAACCACAAGUUCUAUUAGGAGCAAUUAAUGUCGUUUGACGACGUGGAAAGGGUUUCGUCCAACCGGCGCCGUUUUGACGGAGAGGGUAGUUCCGAUUCUUCUGAUGUCGCUGAUGGUACUCGCGAUUCGCAACGCAAGCGAGCCAAAGUUUACGAUGAUUUCGACGGCUCUCAUUGUGCAAUUCCAAGGUCUUCGAGUGCUGGGGAACCAAUUGCGUCUGCUGAAAAUGGGGAUUGUGAUAAUUUUGAAGGCUCAUCUCUUCGAUCCAAAAAUGAUGCGUUUAGGUUGAUGUCCGCUGGUGAGGAGAGUAACUUUGAUUCUAGUUCUGUGAAAGACGGUGAAGGAGACGACCGUGACAUGUCAGAAGCAGAUGAUCUAGAGGUCAAGAUGGAUCUCACAGACGAUUUAUUGCAUAUGGUUUUCUCGUUUUUGGAUCAUCCCAAUCUCUGCAAAGCUGCCAGGGUUUGUAAGCAGUGGCGAACUGCUAGUGCCCAUGAAGACUUCUGGAGGAUUUUGAAUUUUGAAGAUCGGCACAUAUCUGUAGAGCAAUUUGAGGAUAUCUGCAGAAGUUAUCCCAAUGCCACAGCAAUCAGCAUAUCUGGUUCUUCCAUUUACUUCCUUGUCAUGAAGGCUAUCUCUUCAUUAAGAAAUCUCGAGGUUUUAACAUUGGGCAGAGGACAUAUAGCGGACAGUUUUUUCCAUGCUUUGGCCGAUUGUUCUAUGUUGAAAAGACUGAGCAUCAAUGAUGCCAUACUUGGCAGUGGUAUUCAGGAGAUAUCAAUUAAUCAUGACAGGUUGUGUCAUCUUCAGUUAAUAAAAUGUCGUGUGAUGCGAAUAGCAGUCAGGUGCCCACAACUUGAAACUAUGUCAUUGAAGCGCAGUAACAUGGCACAGGCUGUGCUUAAUUGCCCACUUUUGCAAGAGCUUGAUGUUGGCUCCUGCCACAAACUGCCCGAUUCUGCUAUUCGCUCAGCUGCAACAUCAUGCCCGCAAUUAGUUUCUCUGGACAUGUCUAACUGUUCUUGUGUUAGUGAUGAAACAUUACGGGAAAUAUCGCUGAAUUGUGCUAACCUUAGCUUUCUUGAUGCAUCGUACUGCCCAAACGUAUCUUUGGAGUCUGUUAGACUGCCAAUGUUGACUGUUCUGAAGCUGCACAGUUGUGAAGGAAUUACCUCAGCCUCAAUGGCUGCAAUAUCUCAUAGUUAUAUGUUGGAGGUUCUGGAGUUUGAUAAUUGUAGCCUGUUGACUUCAGUGUCUUUAGAUCUUCCCCGACUGCAGAAUAUUAGAUUGGUACACUGUCGCAAAUUUGCUGAUUUGAACUUGAUGACCAUAAUGCUUUCUUCUAUUUUGGUGUCAAAUUGCCCUGCGCUUCACUGUAUCAACAUCACUUCAAAUUCACUUCAAAAAUUAGCAAUACCAAAGCAGGACAGUUUAACCACAUUAGCUCUGCAAUGCCAAUCUUUACAAGAAGUGGAUCUCUCUGAGUGUGAAUCUUUGACUAACUCUGUAUGCAAUGUUUUUAGUGAUGGUGGAGGAUGCCCAAUGUUAAAAUCGUUAGUUCUUGAUAAUUGCGAGAGUUUGACAUCAGUUCAAUUCAUCAGUACCUCUUUAAUCAGCCUUUCCCUUGGUGGUUGCCGGGCAAUUACUAAUCUUGAUCUCACAUGCCCUAAUCUUGAGAAAGUUAUUUUGGAUGGUUGUGAUCAUUUGGAAAGAGCUUCAUUUUGUCCAGUUGGUCUUUCAUAUCUCAAUUUGGGAAUAUGUCCAAAAUUAAACACACUAAGCAUUGAAGCACCAUCUAUGGUUUCACUUGAGUUGAAAGGAUGUGGCGUACUAUCUGAAGCACUCAUUAAUUGUCCACUCUUAAUAUCUCUGGAUGCCUCCUUUUGCAGCCAGCUGACAGAUGACUUCUUGUCUGCAACAACUGCCAAAUGCCCACGGAUUGAAUCAUUGAUAUUAAUGUCAUGCUCAUCAAUUGGUUCAAAAAGUCUUCAUUCUCUGUAUGGGCUUCCGAAUUUGACUGUUCUUGACUUAUCAUACACUUUCUUGGUGAACUUGCAGCCUGUUUUUGAAUCUUGUUCUAAUCUAGAGGUGUUAAAGUUGCAGGCAUGCAAAUAUCUCACUGACACAUCACUUGAACCUCUUUACAAAGGAGGUGCGUUACCAGCACUUCAGGAGUUGGACCUGUCUUAUGGAACCCUCUGUCGGUCAGCCAUAGACGAGCUUCUUUCUUGCUGCACAAACCUCACUCAUGUGGGUUUGAAUGGCUGUGUGAAUAUGCAUGAUUUGAAUUGGGGAAACAGUCGUGGGCAGAUUGACUAUUUGCCUGCUGCAAACACUCCAUUGGGGGCAAUUUCUCAUGAGAAUGUCCGCGAAACAAGUGAGCAAUCUACCCGCUUACUGCAGAACCUCAAUUGUGUCGGAUGUCCAAAUAUUAGGAAGGUUGUCAUUCCAUUGAGGGCAGAUUGUUGCCAUUUAUCAUCUUUAAAGCUUUCACUGUCAGCAAAUUUGAAAGAGGUUGAUGUUACAUGUCUCAACUUAUCUGUUCUUUCUUUAAGCAAUUGUUCCUCUUUGGAAAUUUUGAAGCUAGAGUGUCCAAGAUUGACCUCUCUAUCCCUUCAGUCGUGCAAUAUUGGUGAAGAAGCUGUUGAAGCUGCUAUUUCAAAAUGCACUAUGCUGGAGACUCUUGAUGUUCGCUGUUGUCCAAAGAUAAGCUCAAUGAGCAUGGGGAGAUUCCGUGCAAUUUGUUCAAGAUUGAAGUGUAUAUACAGCAGCAUGUCUACUUAAUGAACUUGAUCAAGAAUAUCAAAUUUUUUCCUAGUGCUUGUUCACUUGGAUUGAAGGUUCUAUUGGUAAUAAAAUCUGGUUAUUUCCUCAUGUGUUGUAAAUGGUAAAUUCUUAAUUUGUUUGUGUUUGUUUGGCAUAUAGAUACCAGGUCUAUUAUGUAUUAUUGCAAUAAUACUUAUCUGUUGUACUUGAAAUUCUUGUAAAUCUUACAUUUCAAUUUUCAGCUUAUAUUUUCUAAAGCAGUCUAAUGAAUCCGUUUGU
Molecule: messenger RNA, 3416 nt
Organism: Abrus precatorius (Indian licorice)
Lineage: Eukaryota; Viridiplantae; Streptophyta; Magnoliopsida; Fabales; Fabaceae
Product: F-box/LRR-repeat protein 15-like
Exons: 17
Coding region: 399-3155 (918 amino acids)
Molecular function (GO): protein binding
Source: RefSeq, a predicted model, not a curated record